Messenger RNA from Kwoniella botswanensis, 1038 nucleotides. RefSeq lists its product as uncharacterized. The transcript is spliced from 7 exons. The coding region runs from base 1 to 1038 and encodes 345 amino acids. The record is from RefSeq and is a predicted model, not a curated record. Lineage: Eukaryota; Fungi; Basidiomycota; Tremellomycetes; Tremellales; Cryptococcaceae. Gene Ontology annotation, molecular function: oxidoreductase activity, acting on the CH-CH group of donors, NAD or NADP as acceptor.
AUGUCGCAACAACAAAACAAACAAGUCGUACUCCACGAAAGACCCCAAAGAGGUCCUAUCACAGAUACGACUUUUAAAAUCCAACAAUCAGAAAUUAAACAACCCGGUGAAGGAGAGGUAUUGGUCAAGGUUGAAUAUGUCUCCAUCGAUCCAACCAUGCGAGGAUGGCUCAAUGAUGUCCGAUCUUAUCUCCCGCCCGUGCAAAUUGGCGCAGUAAUGCGAGCUACCUCCCUCGGUAGAGUGGUCAAAUCGAACGAUUCGAACUUCAAAGAAGGUGAUUUGGUAUUUGAUACCUUUGGCUGGCAGGAGUAUUGGACUGGACCUGGUAAAGCCAUUCAAAAGAGAGUUACACCCGAAGGUGGAAGGGAUAUUGAUCAUAUGGGAUUAUAUGGAUUGACCGGAAUGACAGCUUACAUCGGUCUCUUCGAGAUUGGUAAACUCAAGGAUGGUGAUCAUGUAGUCAUCUCAGGCGCGGCAGGUGCAGUAGGCCAAAUCGCGACCCAAAUUGCCGUCGCCCACCCUAAAUGUACCGUAACAGCCAUCGCUGGCUCUCAAGAGAAACUCGACUACCUUAAAAACCUCGGAGCUCAUAAUGUAUUGAAUUACAAGGAUGCAGAUUUCAAAAAGAAGUUCAAGGAGGUCGGUACAAUUGACGUUUACUUUGAUAAUGUCGGUGGUGAAAUCCUGGAUCUCGCUUUGGGUCAACUUAAUCCCUAUGCGAGGAUUAUAGCUUGUGGUGCUAUCUCAGCUUAUAACGCCGAGAAACCUGCACCUAUAUACAACUAUUUCAACCUCGUAUCCAUGAAAUCGACCAUGAGGGGAUUCAUAGUCCUCGACCACGCCGAUAAAUUCCAAGAAGGCGCGAAAUACCUCUCUGACUUGGUGAAGGAAGGAAAGAUGAAGGCUGAUUAUCAUGUCACGUACGGAUUGGAUACUUGCGUGGGGACUUUGAGAGAUAUGUUCGAAGGUAAGAAUUUCGGUAAGACUGUUGUUAGCUUGAAGGAUCAGAAAGAAGAAAGCGAGAAGAGUAAAUUGUAA